CGCCUCUUCCCGCCCCCUCCCCCAGGGCCCCAGGAUGGAGCCGCUGCCGGAGCCCCCUCCCCGCGCGGUGGCGGCGGCGGGGCAGGAGGAGCAGGAGCUGCUGGAGCGGGCCUUCUUCUCCUGGGCCGAGUUCAGCCGCUUCUUCGACGCGUGGUGCCAGCAGCGGCUGGUGGUGUUCUCUGUCAAGAGCUCCACGCACGUGGCGCGCAGCCCCUGGGCCAGCGCGCCGCCGCUCUACCGGCUCAUCGACGUGCUCAAGUACAGCUACGUGCGGCUGGUGUGCAAGGACAUGCGCGCGCCCGGCCAGCCCGCCUUGUGGGCCCCCCAGCCCAGCUGCCCGGCCUUCAUCACCGUGAAGCUGAGCCCGCUGCGGGACCGCCUGGUGGUGUCCGAGUGCCAGCUGACCCACUCGCACCCGGCCUGCCCGCUCGACUUCGCCUACCACUUCCGCCCGGGGCACCUGCUGGCCAACGCCUGCCUGCCCGUGCGCUUCACCAACAAGAUCUCCAAGCAGUUCGUGGCCCCGGCCGACGUGCGCCGCCUGCUCUCGCAUUGCAAGGGCCCGGACCACGGCGUCCUGGACGCCCUGCGCGUGCUUGAGGGGCUCUUCCGCACCGACCCCGAGGCCAAGGUGAAGCUGGUGUUCGUGGAGGACCAGGCCAUGGUGGAGACCGUGUUCUUCCUGACGUCGCGUACCCGGGCGCUGCUGCGGCGCUUCCCGCGCAUGCUGCUGGUGGACCGGCUGCCGGGCCUGCAGGGCGCGCUGGACCUGCUGGCCGUGCUGUGCGUGGACGGCGCGGGGCGCGCGCGCCAGGCCGCCUGCUGCGUGGCGCGCCCGGGCACGCCGAGCCUGCUGCGCUUCGUGCUGGUGUCGCUGCUGCAGAGCGCGCCCGACGUCAAGGGCCGCGUGCGUUGCCUCACGGCCGGGCCCGAGGUGGCGGCGCAGCUGCGGGCCGUGCGCCAGCUGCUGCCGGGCGCGCGUGUGCAGAUCUGCCGCGCGCAGGGCCUCGAGACGCUCUUCAGCAAGGCGCAGGAGCUGGGCGGCGCGGGCCGCGAGGACCCGGGGCUGUGGCCGCGCCUGUGCCGCCUGGCCGGCGCCGCCUCGCCCGCCGCCUACGCCGAGGCGCUGGCCGAGCUGCGCGCCCACGGCCCCGACGCCUUCGUCCAGUACUUCGAGCGCAACUGGGCGCCUCGGCGCGACAUGUGGGUGCGCUUCCGCGCCUUCGAGGCGGCCCGCGACCUGGAUGCGUGCGCCCUGGUGCGUGGCCACCGCCGGCGGCUGCUGCGCCGCCUGAGCCCGUCGCGCGGCGUGGCGCAGUGUCUCCGAGACCUGGUGGCCAUGCAGUGGGCGGACGCGGCCGGGGAGGCGGCGCCCGAGGGCCCCGACAGCGGGGGCGCGUGGCUCGGGGCCGAGCCGGGGAGGGGGCCCCAGGUGGAGAAGGAGAGGGGAAGGUGGCCAAGGGGGCUGGAGACCAGGGGCUGGGGCGGGGUCCAGCUGGAACGUGAGGAGGGGCGGGGCCUGCGGGUCAGGGAUUGGAGAGGUGGGCAGCUGGGGAGCCAGAAGGGGAGGGGGCUGGAGGGGAGCGUGUGGAGAGGGUCCCAACUGGACAGAGAGCGCUUGAAAGGGCCAGAGGUCAGAGACUGGAGGGGCGGCCAGUGGGAAGGCGGACUGAAAACCAGAGGCUGGAAGGGGCCCCAGGGGGCAGUGGAGAACCACAAGGGGCUGGAGGACCUGGGCUGGAGGGGGGCGCAUCUGGAGAAGCCGCUGGGAUCGCUCCCUGAGAACGGAGACCAAAGGGCGCCCCCUGGCGGCGAUGACGGGGGACGAGCGCCGGAGGCUGCAGAGGAGAGAGGGGCGAGGUGGGCGGUGAAGAGGAGGCAGGGCCUGGAGGACGUCGUUCUGGUCCGGCUGGGGGACGCGAGGGUCGCAGCAGCGGAGGACGGAGGCGGGGUGCCCCGGUGCGUGGGCGCCCAGAGCAGGGCAAGGCAAGGGCUGGAGUGGGGGGACGCCGGAGGGCGGGGUCUGGGGCCAGGGCUUGGAGCCACGCGCGGCGCCGCGGAGCCGGGGACCCUGUUGGAAGUCGAUCCGGACGGGGCUGCUGCGGAGAGCCAGCAGGAAGGGGGCGAAGGAGAAGCCCCCCGGGAUCCCAAGAGGCUUUGCUGCCGCUCCAGAGCAGAAGAGGAAGAAGUGGACUGGGAGCCCCUGGCCAAAUUCCGAGCCGCCUGCGGGCCGGAGCUGGCAGACCUGGUGGCCGAGGAGCUGGCUUUUGCCAGGCAGCACGGGACCAGGGAUUUCCACUGGACAGGAGCUGGCUUUGCCCUAAAGGACGGCAACUCAGACUUCUUCCUGGACGGGGCCCUGACUCGCUGCAGCUGCUCCAUCCACGCGGCCCGUCACCUGCCUUGCAGACACGUCUUCGCCGCGCGCCUCCUCACCGGGGCAGCCUUGUUCCACGUGGACUUGCUCAGGGACUGCUAGGCAGAGCCCCGGAGCCCCUGCCCGCCGCCAUCCACUGCGAGGGGGGGGCGAGGCAUUCUUUGAUCCCAAAGAUAAAAGGAAAAAAAAAAAAAAGGGGCUGAGGCCACGCCCCUCUGGCCACCCCCCUGGGGUCACCCAGGGACCUCACUGUGGUCUGAGGGGAAACCGACAGUGUUUAUUAGGUCUCGGAUAAGGUGCUGCUGGCCAGGGUGGGUUGGGGGCUUCCCUCGGCAGAGGAAAUGUGGAGUCAGAGGUGCACAGAGGCGAGGA
Lepus europaeus (European hare) is the source of this 2749-nucleotide messenger RNA. It is a transcript of the gene ZSWIM9, whose product is annotated as zinc finger SWIM-type containing 9. Gene Ontology annotation, molecular function: zinc ion binding. The coding region runs from base 35 to 2479 and encodes 814 amino acids. Lineage: Eukaryota; Metazoa; Chordata; Mammalia; Lagomorpha; Leporidae. The record is from RefSeq and is a predicted model, not a curated record. The transcript is spliced from 5 exons.